UUUUACACGUGUCAGCUGUCGUCAAACGUCAAACUAACGAAUAAUCUUUCAAAGUUGAAAAUAUUUUUUUUAGGCAAAAUAUUUAUAAACUAUGAGAAUACGGACAGAUAUUUAUCCAAAAGCAAUCAGAGACGCAUUUGCUACGGGAUUUAUGUUUGUGACAAUGCCGAUAGUCUAUUAUUUUGAAUUAUUUAUAGUUUCGCCAAGGUACAAUGGAGUGGACUCUCCUGCCCAUUAUUUUCAUUUCAUAUGUGGAACUGUUAUCAUUUUUAAUAUUUACGCAAAUUUAGUCGCAAUUAUGAUGAGUAAAACCAGUAUAAAAGGAUUAGUUUUAUCUAUCGAGAGGAGACCUGAUUGGAGGUAUUGUGCAGUUUGUGAAACUCUAGCGCCUCCAAGAUCACGACACUGUAAUGUAUGUAAUGUCUGCAUUUUGAAAAGAGAUCACCAUUGCAAGUUCACUAGUUGUUGUAUAGGUUUUGAAAACCAUCGUUAUUAUAUUGUAUUUUUAGUAUAUUUACUAUCAGGAUGUCUAUAUGCAUCUUAUUAUAACCUGAAUUUUGUUGCAGAUCACAUACAUUUUAAUUGGUCAUGGAAGUCUCUAAUUAAAUUAAUAUUUUCAUUCCAUACAUUUUUUGCUAUUGAGUGGACUGAAUACCACAUUUAUAUUCUUGUGAUAAUAAUAGUUUUGUUGGCGACACUCUUUACUGGAGCCUUACUUAUAUUUCAUGUUAACCUGAUGUUGAGGAGUGUUGUAACCAAUGAAAGAAACAUAACAAAAUAUAAUCGUGGUAAAUUGGAAAAUAUUAAACUUACUUUAGGUGAGAGGUGGUAUUUGGUAUGGUUAUCACCAUGGAUAGAAAGCAAAUUACCCUGUGAUGGUAUAAACUGGGAGAAAAUGUCAGUAAAAGAACAAUAACAGAAAGUUGAUUAUAA
This is a messenger RNA of Psylliodes chrysocephalus, 933 nucleotides long. The record is from the annotation of a GenBank genome assembly. Lineage: Eukaryota; Metazoa; Arthropoda; Insecta; Coleoptera; Chrysomelidae.